AUGAAUGACCAAUUAGGAGCAAUCAUGGAGCUGAUCUUCUUAUGUACACGUAAGAUUGCUGAAAAGCUCAAUGUCACCACUCUACAAUCCGUCACUUGGUACUUUAACGCAGAAGCAGGACAGAAGUUGGACGAAUUGUGCAGUGAAGUUUCGUCUCAUUCGCAAUAUUUGUCACAAUCGGACUUCCCACCGAUCAUUGUCUUCUCCUAA
This is a messenger RNA of Brugia pahangi, 210 nucleotides long. Lineage: Eukaryota; Metazoa; Nematoda; Chromadorea; Rhabditida; Onchocercidae. The record is from the annotation of a GenBank genome assembly.